AUGGUAAGAUCAAAGAAAACAAGGAAAGGCUUGCUCACGCGAUCUACGUCAAUUACAGGAAAGAAAGGUCUAACGAAACAGAAGACCUUAAAGCCGGAACACACUAGGCAAAUAAUUCGACGAUUCCAUAUUCUACAAAAGAAUAAACACGCAAUUUUGACAAAGUUAGGAACCCAUAUGACUUCCAUUGAUGACCAUAACUACGAGAGUUUGAAGAAAGACAACUUAUAUCAAACAGAAUUCAAUAGCUUUAAAGUUCCAUCCAAGUACAGUGAUAAUGAAGUAUACCGAAUCGAAAAUGGACUAGCUAAAACUGAUUUGAUUAAAAUUCUAGCAAGAAUUGAUUCAGAAAUCGAUCAGAGGGGUGGUAUACAUGUUUAUCAAUCCGCAUCGACCCAGGGCCAAACUGGCAAAAGAGGAGGAGAUUCAUCAAAGAAGCUAGUCGAGUGGUUGAAAGAUGACAAGUACAAAUCAAAAUUGCAAAAUGUUACUGCUUUGGAAAUUGGAUGUUUAAGUCCUCAUAAUGUUAUUUCUACUAGUGGCGUAUUCUCCUCGGUUUGCAAAAUAGAUUUAAAUUCACAAGAUCCUGCCAUUGAACAACAAGAUUUCAUGAAGCGACCAUUGCCAGCAAAUGAUUCUGAGAAAUUCAACUUGAUCUCAUGCUCCCUUGUGAUCAAUUUUGUUCCAUCUCAUAAAGAAAGAGGUGAUAUGUUGCUUAGAAUGACAAAAUUUUUAAAGUCACCCAAAAAUGGAAGUUUGAGCAGUUUGUUCCUUGUGUUGCCAAUCCCUUGUAUUACAAACUCACGAUAUUUUGAUAACCAAAGGCUAAUUCAAAUCAUGUCAACUUUGGGGUUUGAACAAACUUUUUUUUACGAGGCAAAGAAAGUGGCAUAUUGGCUUUUUGACUGGAAUGGGAAAGUUGUUAAAUCUGCAAAAUUUCCCAAGAAGGAACUACACUCUGGCUCCCAGAGAAAUAACUUCUGUAUCACAUUUUAG
Lodderomyces orthopsilosis Co 90-125 is the source of this 996-nucleotide messenger RNA. Its product is annotated as 25S rRNA (adenine2142-N1)-methyltransferase. The transcript has a single exon. Bases 1 to 996 code for a protein of 331 amino acids. The record is from RefSeq and is a predicted model, not a curated record. Gene Ontology annotation, cellular component: nucleolus. Gene Ontology annotation, molecular function: rRNA (adenine) methyltransferase activity. Lineage: Eukaryota; Fungi; Ascomycota; Pichiomycetes; Serinales; Debaryomycetaceae.